Molecule: messenger RNA, 6969 nt
Organism: Naegleria fowleri
Lineage: Eukaryota; Heterolobosea; Eutetramitea; Acrasida; Naegleriidae
Exons: 4
Coding region: 1-6969 (2322 amino acids)
Biological process (GO): Ras protein signal transduction; positive regulation of GTPase activity
Cellular component (GO): plasma membrane
Molecular function (GO): guanyl-nucleotide exchange factor activity
Source: RefSeq, a predicted model, not a curated record
AUGUUCAACAAGUUAAGAAAGAAAACCGUCAUCGGAUUUACUUCCAAUAACAACCUCGAUAACAUUCCAAGUGCCAGUGGUGUGAUCAAAGAUUUAGGAAAUGUUGAACCAUCCGUAGGUGUUUGGAAAGAUGUGAGUGGAGCACAAUUAAAUUCCGUACAACGAUCCAAAUCCAUUCAUCGAAUACAAGCUCUCACCGAUAAAGAAUCCGAACGUUACUACAUCAAUCAACUCAAUACUGCACCCUCCGUUGAAAUUGUUGAAGAACUACUCAAUUGUAUCAAAAGAAAACCCUCUCAAUUUUCCUCUAAUUUUUGUCAACAAUAUGGACUCUUUUCAUUGAAUACUUUCCUUUUAAAGAAUUUAAUGAGUGUCUUUCAAAAAAAAACAACAAGACUUUCAUUGGAAAGAAACAAACAACAACAAGAAAAUACUCGACUCAUAGAACACCAAGAAUCUGUUUAUGAUGUUAUUUACAAAUGUAUUGAAUGUAUGAAAGAAUUAAGUGAGAGAGUGAGUUCAAAUUUAUUUAAAGAUAAUUUGGAUGUUGUGAAAUCCAUUUCACUCGUGUUGGGAAGUUCAUUUUUCACACGUGAGAAUCGAGUGCAUAUUCCCAUAUUGAAAUGUCAAUUAUUAGUAUUGAAUAUAUUUACCUCUCAUUUACAAAGAGAAAUGAAUGACAUUAUCAAUCAAGUGAUCCUUCGAGGCAUGAAUCACGUGUGUAGUGUCUAUCAAGAAAGUACUCGAUUUUCACAUUUAAUGACAGCCUUUCGAAAAUGUUGCAUUCUUUUACGAUCUGCCUCUCUGAAUACCUUUUCAUAUUCUUCAUUGACAGCAUCUUCAACAACACUCAAACAAGACAUUCCCUAUUGUGAAAGUUUUAUUAUUCAAUUUUUACAAUUUAUCAAAGCAUUGAUCGAUUCAACAUCUGCUCAAAGACCACCACCAACACCACCAACACUACAUGAAAAGGAUCAAUCAAUGAAUGACAAGACAAGAGAUUCUUUUGAUGAUGACAAUGAUGAUGAUGAUGACAACAAGGACGACUCGAUACACUCAUCCUAUUCAUCCUCUUUAUCCUAUUCAUCCUAUUCAUCCUCUUUAUCCUAUUCAUCACCAAACAAGAAGAAUGAAAUGUCUCGUCAACUUUCACAAGAAUUGAUUCAUUUAGGACUUUUGGAUGCCUUAAAAAUUAUUCAACAAAUUGAACACUUGUUGAGUCAAGAGGUGAAAAUGGCCAUUCAAUCACUUCUCUCAUCGGAUGUUAUUGAAAAAGAAGAUCGAGAAGAUUUGACAAAAUAUGAAUAUUUGAGUCGACUCACCAACAAACUUUAUUCGAAAUUACAACAAAAUGAUACCUUCUCUCACAUGAUUCAUAUUUUGGAGAAUUUAUUGGCCAUUUCCACUUUCAAUCAAAGCUCAACAAUGAGUCAUGAUUCUGGACGAUCCUCUUCGAGUAGUCGCUCAACAACAACAACAACUUCUUCUUCGUCGUCCAUCAUUCAAAAAAAUUGGCAACUUUUAGAGAAAAUUAUUGAAGCAAGUUUAACAUCGUAUCAAGAAGUUGGAGGAACAAUGAAUGGCAAUCGUAGAGGAGGUGGUCAUGGCCAUGGUGGUGAUCAUGGUGGUAGUUCUCUCAUGGUUCAAUGGACGACUCAACGUCGUGUCGAAGAUAAAUUUCUCACACAACAAGAACAAAUUAGUUCACUUCAAAAUAUUAUUCGAAAAUUAGAGAAACAAAUUGAACGUUUGGAGGAAGAAAAGAAUCAAUGGAGUAGUAGUAGUGGUGGUGGUGGUGGAAUGAUGAGUGGUCAACAACAACAAGUCACACUCAACAACAACCAUAACCAAUUAUUAACAAACAAUUCCUCCUCUCCUCGAAUAAUAACAACAAGUGAUAACAAACGAGAAGUGGUGGAACUUGUUGGAGGAGAAGAAGAUGGUGGAACAAAUAAUUCCACAUGGAAAUGCUCCUCAGAGGUGACGUGCACGAAUAUGAAUUCAACUGAAAUUUCAAAACUCGAUCGUCACCAUUCCAGUACCAGUACUACUGCUAUUACCACAACAAGUGCCACUACUACUGCCACUACUACUACUACUCCUAAUGAUACCACUAGUGGUACUACUGCCACUACUGCUACUACUACUACUGCCUCUGAUACAACUAUAUCCAUCAUGAAUGAGACUCCCAGAAAGUCAUCCUCCUCAUCUCAGAGCAUCCUAUUCAACAACAACAACUCUUCCACAACAUUGAAUGAGACUCCUCCCAGAAAGUCAUCCUCCUCUUCUUCAUUCCUCCUAUUCAAUGAUUCAUGUGCAAUGGUGAGAAAAUUACACUUUAUUCGAUUAGACAUGGAUGUCUCAACCUUUCAAAAAACCAUCUUUUAUGAAAUUCCUAAAAAUUCAAUUCCACUCAAUACCAAAGAAAUUAUCUAUCUCUUUUCGGGAAGACAAAUUCCACUAAAAGCUAGAACUCAUGUAUUUGAUUUCUCCGAUAAUACCGACAGUGCACAUGUCUCUUUCAUUCAACCCAAACGCAUGCAAUAUGUGUUAUUUCAUUUAGAAAGUAUCAAAUUAUCAGUACAAGAAAUCAAACAAGGAAUUCUCCAUUUGGAUCGUUCCAUUCUCAAUGAUCGAACAUUAAGAAUUUUGGAAUUAAUUUCACCCAAACAAGAAGAAGUUGAUGUCAUUCGAACAUUUGAAGGAGAUGUCUUGAAUUUGUCACCUGUCGAUCAAUUUUAUUAUCAUCUCAAAGAUAUUCCUUAUUUGAAAGAGAGAUUACAAUGUUGGAUAUUCAAGAAUGAAUAUGAACAAUUAUUGAAUGAUUUAUUGAGUCAAAUUGAAACAUGUACCAAAGCAGCCAAAGAACUCACCACUUCCCAAAAAUGGAAAGCCGUGUUAGGAGUCAUUUUGAGUGUUGGAAAUUUAUUGAAUCGAGCUGCUGGAGAUUCUUUGGAAUGUCAAGGAUUUAAAAUUCAUUCUCUAUUGAAAUUGAAAGAUUUAAAAUCUUACAACAACAAAACUCUCUUGGAAUAUAUUUCUGAAUAUUUUUUGAUGAAGAAUUUGGAAUUGAUGAAUUUCGAUAGUGAUUUAUUACAUGUUCCAUUGGCCACUCAGAUACGAACCAUUCAAAUUCGAGAUCGAAUUCAUGAAUUUGUUUUAAUGUUGAAUCAAAUUCGAUGUUUAUUGAGUAGUAGUGGUAAUAGUGGUGGUAGUGGUAGUGGUAGUAGUGGUAAUAGUGGUGAAAGAUUGUCAACUAGUAGUACCAGUCAUGAAGAGAAUUUACCAAAUAUGGAUAAAUUUUCAAUGGAAUUUUCACCUUUUUUAGAAACUCUAAAAGGAGAUUUAGAUCAUGUCAAUGGUAAAAUGGAUAUCAUGACGUCACAACUUGAGCAUUUAGCAACUCUCUAUGGUGAAGAUGUUGAAAUGAUGAAAUUGAGACCCUAUCUCUUUUUCACUACUGUGAAUCAAUUUACAAAAAUGUUUAAACAUCCAAAUCUAAUCAAACAAGUGGAAGAUGAAAUUGAGAAACGAGAUUCCUAUAGUUCGACUAAAAACGAGAAUAGUGAAAAUUCAGAUGCAAUGUUGAAUUCAACAAACAACCAUUCACAAUCUUCUCCACGAACAGAUUCUUCUCAUUCAAUCACACGAAAAGGUUCUCGAUUGGUCAUGAAUUCAAAAAUGUUUGAUUUAAAUGCUCCAUUAAGUGAAUGGUCUUCACAACAACAACAACAACACAAAAGUAUGAACAAUAUGAAAAAACAACAACACAAAAGUAUGAACAAUAUGAAAAAACAACAACACAAAAGUAUGAACAACAUGUUGAAUCAUCAUCCUACAACUUUUACAUUGGAUUCAUCUCCAAAUUUCAUCAAUCCUCAUUUGGAAACGAUGAGGAGUAAUAGUACUACGAAUAGUUCAGAAACUUUAAAUUCUUCUUCAUGGAAUUCCACUGCUCGAAAAACCAAAUCUCUCAAAUCACUCUUAAAAGAUCGAAAAUUUUCACAUCUCUUUCAAGAUUCCUUCAAGAGCAAUAAUAAUACUAACAACAACAACAAUAUGGAUGAUCAUUCAUCUCCUCUUUCAGAUGGAACUAGUAGUACUACUAGUGGUGUCUCGGGUGGUGGUAGUUUAAUGAGCUCUUCCUUUUACGAACAAGAUGUCAAGACAGAGAAAGCUCUCAAUACCAUUCUUGAUGAGUAUGGAGUCACACGUGAAAUGAUUUCUCUCAAACAAGAUUUGAAAUUGGAAUUUGGACCACAAAUUCUUUACAUGAUGAAUACUACAACUAGUACUACAACUAGUACUACUUCUAUUAAUAAUGAUAAUAAUAAUAAUACUACUACUACUACUACUACUUCAACUAGUAAUACUAAUAAUAAUAAUAAUACUAGUUCAAAUCACAAUGGUACCACAAAUAUCACAAAUACCACAAAUACUACCACUCACUAUGAAAAGUAUUCAGAAUAUCAUGCUUAUUUAUUUAAUCAUGCUUUAUUUUUAGGAUUAACCAAAUCACAAAAAAUGUGCUUGUUUAGUAAGAAUGGUAGUAGUAGUAGUAGUAGUAAUGGAACAAUAAGUAAUGGUAUUACGAGUGGUAGCAUUGGUGGUGCAAGUAGUAGUAGUGGUGUUGGUGGUGUUGGUAGUGGAAUGCAUUCACCCAAAAAAGGAUUUACUUCUCCUCGUCAUCAUCAUCAGGUAUCACUUUCACCACAACCACCCUCUUCCUCUUCUUCCUCCACUGCUACUGCUGCUGUUCAUUCGAAUACAACCUUUGUGGAUCCAAUUGAUUUGACCACCACCACCACCACCACCACCACCUCAUCAUCAAUGACGACAAUGACUGAUCUCAUCCCUCCAUUAUCUCCAAAACAAUCCAAUAUUAUCAUUGGCAAGAUGACUCCACCAUCACCAUUCGUAUUGAAUCCAUUCGUAUCCUCCUCUUCACCUUCACUUCCACCACUUUACAAAAUUAUUCAAUUCAAUGAAAUGACCAUUCGAGCCAUGAUUCAUUCACAAGACUAUCCACAUGCAUUUUGUAUUCAAAACUUUAAGGGAGAUGUUGGUGAAAUAUUUAUUGCUCCUGAUAAAUAUUCACGUGAAAUUUGGAUGGACCGAAUUCGAAAAUUGAUUGAACCACCUUUCUUUUCAGAGAUUUGGACCAAACGAAUUAAUGAAAAUAUUCAACAACAUUUAGAAGCAUCAGUUACUAAUACUUCUACUACUCAUACUUCUACUACUCAUACUAAUACUACUCAUAGUACGACUGAUCAUUCUCAUGAUUCUACGACUGAUCAUUCUAGUGAUUCUACUUCUCAUACUACUACGACUGAUCAUUCAAAUUCUCGUGAUGAACAUCAUAUUGAAUCGUAUUAUACAAUUCCCAUCUCUGAAUUGAAACCUUUCAAAGAAAUUCCAAAUACAGAAGAAUUUGUGGAAUUUAAAGGAAGUACUCAGGAAAUUUAUUUUGCAACUCUUGAAAAGUUAUUCCAAUAUUUAACAGAUCCAAUUGAACAUGAUAAUAAUUUUUUAUUUACAUUCAUGUUGACGUAUAAAUCAUUUACAACUUCAGAACAUUUAUUGGAGUAUUUAAUAGAGAGAUACAAUACACCACCACCACCAAUGACUCCUUUGAAUGAAAACAAUCUUCAAACGACAAGUAAGGAAACGAUGAAUGAAAAAGCAUCGAAUCAGGAUGAUGGAACAAGGAACUUGCCUGUCAAUAAUAGUAUCGAAUGGAAGAAACAAUUAUUUGCCAUUCGAUUAAGAAUUUGUCAAAUCAUCAUGUAUUGGAUCGAAAAACAUUUCUAUAAUUUCAGGAGAGAUCCUGCACUCCAAAAACGAAUGGAUUACUUUAUUAGGGAAGUGUUGCCAAGAACAAAAAUGGAAAAGGCAGGAGAACGCAUUUUGAAUACAUGGGAAGUGAGAAAGGCUCAACGAGAAACAUUUUCAUUACAACAAAUUCAAAGACAACAAUUACAAAUUGAAUUACUGAGAAAACAAAUUGAUCGAACACUCUUGGAGAAUAAUGUAACAUUGAGAGAUUCUUCAUCACCUCGAAAGACUUCUAAAUUUCAAAAAAUUAUUUCGAAAUUUAACAAUGAAGGAGGUAGUGAUUCUGAUUCACCAAGUGCUGCUGGUAAUAGUGGUGGUGGUGGUAGUAAUAGUGUUGGUUCUUCCUCUCCCAACUUGUUCAUUGGUCACUCACGGAAUUCUGUGAGUAUCAUUGGUAUUGCAAAUCCUCCUGAUAAUCCACUUUUAGAAACUGCUACAGAAAUUGCACGACAAUUGACCAUGAUUGAUAUGGAGCUUUUUAUGAGAAUUCAACCAAAAGAAUGUUUGAAUCAAUCUUGGUCAAAAGAAAACCAAAAGAAAAUGGCACCAAAUAUAUUUGCCAUGAUUGAGAGAACGAAUAAUUUAGUGACCUAUGUUGCAUUUCAUGUUUUAAAACAUGAGACAGCUAAGGAACGUGCCAAAUAUAUUCAUAGGUUCAUCAAAAUUGCUAAAGAAUUGAGAAACUUAAAUAACUUUAACAGUUUGAAAGGUGUCAUUGCAGGUCUCAACUCAAACAGUGUUUUCAGAUUGAAAAAGACAUGGGCUCUGGUUUCAGAAAACAAGAAGGAACAAUUUAAAGAGUUGGCUAAAUUAGUCAGUCACGAAACCAAUUACAAGCGAUUGAGAGAGGCCAUGAAAAAUGUCGAACCUCCAACCAUUCCUUAUAUUGGCGUCUAUUUAUCAGAUUUAACAUUUAUCGAUGAUGGAAAUGUCGAUUACAAAGACUCAAAAAUUAACUUUUACAAACAACGACAACUUGCCAAUAUCAUUAGAACCAUCCAAAAAUUACAAAAAACUCCUUAUUCAUUCCCAUUUCACAUUAUUAGAACCAAAUUGAACAAUAUUUAUUUCAGUAGUAUGUUUGAUGAUGGAAAGUUGUACGACAUGUCUCUUGAGAGAGAACCAAGACAAUAA